AUGGCGGAGAACGAGAAGCCGACGCAUGCCAACCUCCCCCGGGCAUCUCGUGAUAGCGAGAAAACAGCCACGAAUGUAGAAGACGCCAAGCAAGGCGGUGGUAAAGGGCGCAAGAAAAGCUUCAUUGAUGUCGACGACGAGCAAUUGAGCGCUGCGUUCGAGAACCCACUAGAGGGAGUUUCCAAAGAGCAGUUGAUGCAGGAUGUCGAGGACUUCUGCAGAGACAACAAUCUCAUGGAGCACGUGGAUGCUUUCCGAAAGGGGGCAUUGGUCGCUCAGAAUCCGCGGAACACGGCGAGUAUCACGGAGCUGAGUGAUGAAGACAGGAUUACCCUAGACAGAGAGCAUACUCAUCGAUGGUCGCAGCCUAUGACCUUGUAUUGGCUGGUCGUCAUGUGCUCGCUGGCCGCCGCUGUGCAGGGUAUGGAUGAGACGGUCAACAAUGGCGCUCAGGCGCUAUACCUGGAGCAGCUGAACAUCACUACCGAUCGGUUCUCCCAGAGCAUGGUUGAUAAUCUGACUGGAUUGGUUGUUGGUGCGCCAUACCUCUGCUGUGCGAUUCUGGGAUGUUGGUUGACAGAACCAAUGAACAAGCUCUUUGCCCGUCGGGGGACCAUCUUCAUUAGUUGCUUCAUUGCAGCGAUUGCUUCGGUUUGGGAAGGCCUUGCCAAUUCAUGGGUCAAUCUGUUCCUUGCUCGAUUUGUGCUUGGGCUUGGAAUUGGUCCAAAAUCCUCGACCGUUCCUGUGUACAGUGCUGAAUGUGCACCUGCCCCUAUUCGCGGCGCACUUGUCAUGAUGUGGCAGAUGUGGACUGCGUUCGGUAUCAUGCUUGGAAAUAUCAUGGGAGUGGCUUUUGGAGGUUUAGAUCCAGAUCUCGGAUGGCGUCUAAUGCUCGGAAGCACGGUAGUUCUCCCACUUAUUGUUUGUGCUCAAGUCUAUUUUUGCCCUGAGAGCCCCAGGUGGUAUAUCCAGCACAGGAAGGCAGGCAAGGCGUUCCAGUCUUUCCAGCGACUGAGAUACAGCGAUGUGCAGGCGGCGAGAGAUACGUACUAUACAUAUAUCGGUGUAGAAUUGGAACGCAAGGCCCACCAUGGCAAGAACCUGUUCACCCAAUUUAUCGAGCUCUUCACGGUCCCACGCAAUCGACGAGCAACCUGGGCGUCGUGGAUUGUCAUGUUCGGCCAGCAAUUUUGUGGCGUCAAUGUUAUUGCAUACUACAGUACCACCAUAUUCAUCCAGUCCGGAUAUUCGGUUACGUCUGCUCUUUUGGCAUCAAUGGGUACAGGCAUCCUGAAUUGGGUAUUCGCUAUUCCAGCCGUAUUCACUAUUGAUCGAUGGGGACGGCGCAACCUGCUCCUCUUUACGUUCCCGUUCUUGUCGAUCUUCCUGCUCUGGACGGGGUUUAGCUUUUGGUUUCAAGACGAUAAGACCAAGGUUGCGAUGGUCACGACGGGGAUGUACUUAUUUGAGGUUUUCUACUCUCCUGGAGAAGGACCUGUUCCGUUCACCUAUUCUGCCGAGGCAUUUCCAGUGCACGUUCGAGACGUGGGCAUGUCAUUUGCGACAGCCACGACAUGGUGCUUCAACUUUAUCCUCAGUUUCAGCUGGCCAUCGUUGCAAACGGCAUUCAAGCCUCAAGGGGCAUUUGGUUGGUAUGGUGCUUGGUGCCUCAUUCUUUGGGUGCUCAUUCUCCUAUUCGUGCCUGAGACAAAGGCACUUACCCUGGAGGAGCUGGAUCAAGUGUUCGGCAUCAGCACGCGCCGGCAUAUGUCUUACCAAUUGAAGAAUGCUGUGUGGCAUUUCCAGACGUGGGUAUUGAGGCGGAAGCUUGAACCUUUGCCGGAUUUCUAUCGUCACGCUGAAAAGGCCAACGCGGCGGCAUGA
Exophiala aquamarina CBS 119918 is the source of this 1884-nucleotide messenger RNA. RefSeq lists its product as uncharacterized. The record is from RefSeq and is a predicted model, not a curated record. Gene Ontology annotation, biological process: transmembrane transport. NCBI's taxonomy places the organism in Eukaryota, Fungi, Ascomycota, Eurotiomycetes, Chaetothyriales, Herpotrichiellaceae. The transcript has 9 exons. Gene Ontology annotation, molecular function: myo-inositol:proton symporter activity. Bases 1 to 1884 code for a protein of 627 amino acids. Gene Ontology annotation, cellular component: membrane.